Messenger RNA from Guyanagaster necrorhizus, 519 nucleotides. RefSeq lists its product as uncharacterized. The record is from RefSeq and is a predicted model, not a curated record. The transcript is spliced from 4 exons. Lineage: Eukaryota; Fungi; Basidiomycota; Agaricomycetes; Agaricales; Physalacriaceae. Bases 1 to 444 code for a protein of 147 amino acids.
AUGUUUCCUGGCUUCCAUUUACGACUCACAGUUGACUCUCUGACAAAGGAUUUGCGAUUGCAAGCGUCUGUUACAGGCGUCCUAGGGUCCAUUAUCCCACUGCAGAUGGACAUGACCGACGAAGAAGCUGUCAAGGCCGGCGCCAAUUCGUACAUCACAACCCCAUUCUCUUCCAUACACCAAUCUCUUCCCAAUGCCGGAUUUGCUGGCUCCCUUCGUGAUCCAGACUUUACCACUAAACAGCACGCGGCGACAGAUCCUCUCGAACCCGAGACCAUACAGAACUGGGUCGAUAUCUUCGCAUUAAACGCCAUCGCCCCAUUUUUUGUCGCCCGCGCCUUCCAAUCCCUCCUCAUCAAAGGAGCAUAUUUCCGCCCCCGAGGCACCUCAAGCAUCAUCAACAUCAGCAGCAUCGCAGAAAGAAUCAACACACCGGGGCCCUGAGCAUGGCUUAUGGUGUGACGAAACCAGCCUUGGACAAGCCCACCCUUGUUCUUGGGACGAGUUUUGCUGUGAGAG